AUGAGUCUGGUGUCGCGGAUGUCAGACUUUUUCGCGACCUCAGACUCAUCGACCCUCGCCGCGGCGUCGUCGUCGUCUUCUGGGGGAUCCACGUUGGGUGAUGGCGGUAUGGGUUUGGGGGGUUUGAAAGCGGAUAGCAUAUUGAGGAGAGAGGAGAGGAUACAUACUCAGCAUGAAGAAAAGGACGUUCGGCCGCCGUAUCUACAUUGUAUGAUUGCAGGUGGUAUUGGUGGCACGAGUGGUGAUAUGCUGAUGCAUUCCCUGGAUACGGUUAAAACGAGGCAACAAGGCGAUCCGCAUAUCCCGCCCAAAUACUCGUCCAUGUCCUCAUCAUACGCAACUAUAUUUCGACAAGAAGGAAUCCGAAGAGGCCUAUAUGGUGGUGUCACACCGGCUCUUUGUGGAUCAUUUCCAGGGACAGUCAUAUUUUUCGGCACAUACGAGUAUAGAUUUAUUGCCGAUUUUGCUGCAUCGUUCGUCUAUGUGCCAUCCGAAGUAUUAAAAACAAGGCUGCAGCUCCAAGGGAGAUAUAACAAUCCAUUCUUCAAGUCUGGCUACAACUAUAGAUCUACCGCCGAUGCAUUUCGGACCAUCGUUCGACAAGAAGGCUUCUUUGCACUCUACUCCGGCUUCAAGGCCACCCUUUUCCGUGACAUGCCAUUCUCCGCUUUACAAUUUGCAUUUUAUGAACAAGAGCAGCAACUGGCCAAACGCUGGGUUGGACAAAGAGAUAUUGGUUUCUCCCUGGAAGUACUAACUGCCGCAACGGCUGGUGGUAUGGCGGGUGUCAUCACCUGUCCCCUUGAUGUCGUCAAAACCCGAAUACAGACGCAGCAAAAUCCAGACGCCUUGCCUUCAGCCCGGCCAGCCAUAUCAAGCACAGCCGGCGACGCGCAUAAAUCGGCCCGCUUGCAGGCCGCGGCCACGGCCACGGCCUCAACCUCGACCUCAACCUCGACCACACCACCCUCGUCACAAACACGAUUCAUCUCUACUUCAUCUCCGUCGACAUCAACUGUCAAACCCGGUGCAGCAAUCCUGCACACCUCAUCGAUAUUAACGGGGCUAAAACUGAUAUAUAAGACAGAAGGCGUUGCUGGUUGGUUCAGGGGAGUCGGGCCACGAUUCCUCUGGACCAGCAUACAGAGCGGAACCAUGCUGGUCCUCUACCAGUACUUCCUCAAGCAACUGGAAUCAUAUCAAGAGCUGAGCGAGCUCCGAAGCGCGUUGAUAUGA
Molecule: messenger RNA, 1236 nt
Organism: Arthroderma uncinatum
Lineage: Eukaryota; Fungi; Ascomycota; Eurotiomycetes; Onygenales; Arthrodermataceae
Product: solute carrier family 25 member 38
Exons: 3
Coding region: 1-1236 (411 amino acids)
Biological process (GO): magnesium ion export from mitochondrion
Molecular function (GO): magnesium ion transmembrane transporter activity
Source: RefSeq, a predicted model, not a curated record